AUGCUGGUCAGGCCAUCUGUUCAGCGACCUUUGAUCUCAUCGCACAUCAGCAACAUACAACCUCAGAGUCACACAGUCACUGUCCAGCGGUCGCUCAGAAUGUUCGAAUCGAAAGAACCCUUUGUGGAGUCGAUGUCCUCAGCCCUCAAGCAUCAAGAAUCCCUUGUGUACUUUGGGUCACUAUCUCCUCAAUGUCCAUCGUGUACCGUCAAUCAUAGGGUGUUCAUGCUAACAAAGGCAAAGUCAAUAGGUUUUGUUGUCCCUGAUCAACUGAUCUCGGUCGCCGCAGAUGUCAUCUCAGAGCUACCCAAUCUCGAGCAAUGUCUAUCCGCGGAGCUCUGUUCCGCAAGCUCUCCUGAGCGUCGAACGCCGCCACCAACAUUCCAUGCGCACAUCAAAGCCUCGGAAGUCACCCUGCCGUCUACCUUUGCUCUCGCUUGCGACCGAGACGUACUUCCGCCGUGGCGGCCUGGUCGUGGAACGGGUGCCUUCCAAUCUAGCAAUAGCUCUGUCAUUGUUCCCAGAGCCCACGUACUACUAGAGGCAUACUUGAGACUCUAUGCCCUUGGCUCGGGAAAGCCAGUGGGCUCCUUCGCCAUGGCUAUGAUCGCCUACAUGGAAGAAUACGUCGAUGAUGACGGUUUACUUGACUCCAGUCAACUUCCAGAGCCAAUAAAGUCGUUCUACAAAGAACUUUGA
Colletotrichum godetiae is the source of this 699-nucleotide messenger RNA. RefSeq lists its product as uncharacterized. The transcript has 3 exons. The coding region runs from base 1 to 699 and encodes 232 amino acids. Lineage: Eukaryota; Fungi; Ascomycota; Sordariomycetes; Glomerellales; Glomerellaceae. The record is from RefSeq and is a predicted model, not a curated record.